Molecule: messenger RNA, 2416 nt
Organism: Trichoplusia ni (cabbage looper)
Lineage: Eukaryota; Metazoa; Arthropoda; Insecta; Lepidoptera; Noctuidae
Gene: PIG-X
Product: phosphatidylinositol-glycan biosynthesis class X protein-like
Exons: 5
Coding region: 240-1001 (253 amino acids)
Biological process (GO): GPI anchor biosynthetic process
Cellular component (GO): endoplasmic reticulum membrane
Source: RefSeq, a predicted model, not a curated record
UCAUAUUCCGCUUUUCCUCUCACAUAGACAACCUCAAGAGACAAAUGAUCAACAUAUGUGGUAUUGUGGUGUUAUUUUUCAUGUUUGAAAUGAAGUUUAUCAAUAUUGGUAAUCGGUAUCAAAUAUUUAUCAUUUUAUCUAAAGAUGACUGAAAUUCAUUAAUAUUUUAGUAAAAUAGUUCACUCUUACAUAGUGUAAAUAAAGCUAGUGAAAUAAAUUUGAAAGAGUACGGAAGAGAGAUGUUGGGUUGCAAUCAAAAUAUUUGUUUAUUAAUUUCCUGUAUUGUUUUUCUAACGUCUGUUCACUAUUUAUCUGCUUAUUCAUGUGAAUUUAACGUGAGAAUGAAACAGGCCCUGAAAAAUGAAGGGUUCCACAGAAAUUUGACCUAUGGAAUAAUAUUUAACGGAGAAGAUGACCAGUGCUGGUUGUUCAAGGACUGCAUCCUUGGGUUGGAACAGGUAUUGCCAAGUGGAGUGUACGCUAACCCUGAUGAACUCAGCACUUUGAGGCGAAACAAUAAGAUAAAUGCCAUACCAAAGCACCAAGUUAACAUAGAGCUGCCGGCUGAGAAGUCCCCGCCAACUGUAACAUAUGUUAUUGAGAAGAUACAAGACUGCAAGGUGUACAUGUGGCUGCCUGUGCAUGCUCGCUACCAUAUAGCUUUGUAUGGUGGAGGCAUGACCAGAAACAAGAUCGACCCUCCAAAGCUAUACCUCCGCUGUCCAGACCAGCGGCUGGAGAUGUGCAACAAGGCCGCAAAACCUGUGAACUUCCUCUGCAACGGCAGCUCCAAGGAAAAGUGCAGCUGGAAGGAGAUUCCUUACUCUGUGAUGUCAGACAGCAUAGUAUGGAAGAUCCCGGUGGGCGACAUGGACCACUACUCGAAGAUAUCGGUCGGCACCGCCCUGGUCAUCGCCAUUGGCUCCCUCUAUCUGAUCAAAGCGAUACACGAACAUAAACUAAUAACCUCAUUCAACCCCUUUAACAAUCCGUUAUCAUAAUUAUUUAUUUAGACAUUCUAGAGAACGAAUUGUGGCUUAGAGUUAGUGUGUAUAGAGCUGUAUUGACCGUUUGUAAAGCAGGCAGAUACCAGUAUAAUUGUGCCCUUAUAGUCAGUACUGAAUAAAGCCAGAGCGGGCCUGUAGCAAAUUCGUAAAUUCGGCUAACGGAUUCUUUGGUUUGCUUUGGAUUCUCUAAUUUUCCCGUUACUUUUGCUGUGCCACCAACUUGUAUGCGUGUGUAGUGCAGUGUAAGUUAGUACAAACAAUAGCUUGUGCCGGCAGACCUCGGUUUUAAAAAUGUGGUAAGAUUUUUGUUACGGUGAGACAGGCGUUGGAGUGCGGGACCCUCCUACUCGCGGGACCCGUAGCGUUUAUUUUGUUACAUACGUGGUGUAUGCGGAAUUGCCGAUAGUAGGACUUUCGCUGUCGUGGGAGCAAGACGGAGUACUAUAUCUUGCGUCUCGCGUCCACAUUAUAAAAGACCUGGUUUUAAAGCUUAUAGUACAGGCUCUACAGACUUAAUUCUUUGACUUGAGACUUAACCUAUUUGGCACUAAGUGUGUAUAUUCAUGUAUGUAGUACAAUUGAAUAUGAGAAUAAAAGCGCCUUUAUUACAAGGCUGUAAGAUGUAUUUUCCGCAAAUUUUAUAUUGAUAUGCACACUGCAAUUCUUUUUGUUUUACUGCAGUUAUAUUUUUGUUAAAUUAUUUGUAUGUACUGUUUUUAAUAAAUUAAUGUUUAACAUAAAAACAUUCCAGGUUUUGAAAUAAAGAGUUUUCUCGAUUCACAGAUUUCAGGCAACUGAAAGAAAACAUUCUGGGUAAAAUUGUACACAUAUUCCUUGAGAGUCUUUAAGACAAAACACGUGUACCAGAUUAUAUUGGUUUCUUAAAAAUGUAUAAAAGAGGUUGUAUAUUUUUGUAUUUUCCUGUUUGUUUUCAAUCUACCGCCCUCCGGCGGUAAAAUCAACUAACACCAUCCUUAUUUUAAUGUAAUAAGGUCGAUUUUGGUAUUUGACAAACUGUCGAUGGUAUUUGCUUAUUAAAAUUUGUAUUAUGAUCUAGUCAUGUAUAAAUAUAUCUUUUUCAUGAGGCUAACAGAAAAACAAUGUUAUAAAUAAGUAUUCAAAAGGAAAGAUGUAAAAUGAUUACUUGGUAUAUAUUUGGUUUGAAUUGCAAUUAUAAUAAAUACAAUUCCAUUAUGUAGGUGGUUUGAUCAUCGUCACUUAAAACGGCUGCGUUUAAUUCACAAAAAAUUGUGUCGACUUACAAUAAGUCUACAAUAAUUUUCAACUGUCUACUAAAAUCUCCGACUAUAUACUCACACAGGUACCGUUGUAAUACUAAAUUUGUACGCACUAUUUUAAUAGAGAUGUGGACUGAAUGACUCGAAAAUAAAUUAUGUAGUGAUAGCAAA